GCCUAGACUGUAAACUUCGGGGUUUGGCACCGGCCUCCUUCCCAGAGUGCUGCCCAAAUCCCGCUCCGAGGCAGCUAAUCAGAGCUACUGCAGCACGGGGGGAGCAGCGCUGGAGCCGGGCUUGUCCAGCUCGCAGCUCUCCGCAUGCCUGGCGGGUCUGUCCGGCUGUCUGUCGGCCCGUCUGCGGGAGUACUCCAGGUGCGGCGUAGCACAGCCCGCACCAUGUACGCACAGGGGCUGCUGGGGCUGGCGCUGCUGCUGGUCACCUCGGUGCCGGCCGGUCACCUCGCACCGCCGGCUGGCCCCCUGGCCCUGCGGAGCAGUUUGGGUGGUCCUACUUUGUGCCAGCUGUCCCGGACUGAGUCGGAGCUCAGGUGCCGUGUCCCAGGAGGGAAGUUGUGCAAUGACAGAGGCACAUGUGAGUGUGGAGUCUGCAUCUGCCAAGUGACUGAGUCUGGCAAAUACUAUGGUCCACUCUGUGAGUGCCAUGACUGGGUGUGCGAGACCUAUGAUGGGAAGAUCUGUGCUGGACAUGGAAAGUGUGACUGUGGGAAGUGCAAAUGUGAUGAAGGCUGGUAUGGUGAAGCCUGUCAGUAUCCAACUACUUGCAAUCUUACACGGAGAAAAAGCAAUGAAAUGUGCAAGAAUUCUCAAGAUAUCAUCUGUUCUGGUGCAGGCACGUGUCAGUGUGGCAGGUGUAAAUGUGCAAACUCAGAAGGAAAUGGACUGGUGUAUGGCAAAUUUUGUGAAUGUGAUGACAGAGAAUGCGUGGAUGACGAAACAGGAGAGAUUUGUACAGGCCAUGGAAAGUGUUACUGUGGAAACUGUUACUGUGAGGCUGGUUGGCAUGGAGAUAAAUGUGAAUUCCAGUGUGACAUCACCCCCUGGGAGAUCAAGAAAAGAUGCACAUCUCCAGAUGGCAAAAUCUGCAGCAACAGAGGCACAUGUGUAUGUGGGGAAUGCACAUGCCAUGAUGUAGACCCAACUGGUGACUGGGGAGAUAUUCAUGGAGAUACUUGUGAGUGUGAUGAAAGAAACUGCAAAGCAGUGUAUGAUAGAUAUUCUGAUGACUUCUGUUCAGGUCAUGGACAGUGUAAUUGUGGAAGAUGUGACUGUAAAGAAGGAUGGACUGGGAAAAAGUGUGAGCAUCCACGUUCUUGUCCAUUGUCAGUUGAGGAAAGUGCUAAGAGAUGCCAAGGAAAUUCUAAUUUGCUUUGCUCUGGAAGAGGGAGAUGUGAAUGCGGCCAAUGCACUUGUUUCCCUCCAGGAGACAACAGAGUUCAUGGCAAAAACUGUGAAUGUGAUGAUCGACAGUGUGAAAAUGCAGAAGGAGAUGCCUGUGGGGGCCAUGGCAUCUGCUCCUGCGGCCGAUGCAUUUGCCAGGAUGGGUGGUUUGGAAACUUGUGCCAGCACUCAAGGAAGUGCAACAUGACGGAGCAGGAGAGCAGAAGUCUCUGCGAGUCAGCGGAUGGCAUAUUAUGUUCGGGGAAGGGUUCCUGCCACUGUGGAAAGUGCAUCUGUUCUCCCCAGGAAUGGUACAUUUCAGGCGAUUUCUGUGAAUGCGAUGACAGAGACUGUGACAAACAUGACGGUCUCAUUUGCACAGGCAACGGUGUUUGUAGCUGUGGAAACUGUGAGUGCUGGGAAGGAUGGAAUGGAAAUGCUUGUGAAAUCUGGCUGGGGAGAGAAUACCCUUAAUGCAGGGUGUUAAAGACUGAGGAGGUUUUUUUGUUUGUUUUUCUUUAGGCUGCUAGAACAUUUAAUUUCAGAAGUGCUCAGUGUGUGGGUGUGCAUGUAAGCACACAUACAUGGUUUUAAGUACCUUAGAACACGUUUGAGGACCUGCUCCUUAAAGAAAUGCAUCAAAAAAACUAAAAAAGGGAGCAGGACAACCCCAGCUCUAGAGGGUGAAGUCAUAAAAUACCGGCCCUGUGGAACUCCUCCAGAGUUUUUUUUGUAAAUUCAGUGGAACUGAGAUUAUAUCUAAAAUGCUUGUUUCUUUAAGCAACCUUUGGAAAAAGCAUAAGAAAGCCUUUUUUAACAUUAUUUACUUGGUCAUCACCUCUCCUUAUCAAUCUUAACAAUACCCCUGUAGAGGAGUAACACUAGCUGAAUAUUUGUCAAAUAACUACUUUGAUUAAUUUUAUGGUGUUGGAAAAAUACAUUAUUUGACCUUUUUUCCUUUCUAACAAUCCUGAUUAUGCACCAGCUCAUAAAUUGAAAGAAGCUGUACAGAAGCCUAAAAAAACAUUAAUGAUUUUUUGUUUGGUAAAAUAAUUAUCUGAGAUCCAAUUACAAGACACCCAUAAACUGAAGACCCAAAAUGUUUGAAUAGACCCUUUUCCACAAAAAAACUUAGUUUCUGUGGUUAAUGUGUUAGUAAGUUGGUUAUCUAAUCUACAUACUACAAUACUUUCAAGUACAUAACCUAUGGGAACAUAAGGAAGGAAACUAAUAAAGAUAUAAAUGUGUGAUUGCCUAUUCUGAAUAUGUAUUCUGCAACUCAUAUAUACUUCUAUCACACUGUUCUGUGUAGUACAGUUGCCUCUUAAAAGUAAAGUAAAUGAAAAUUUGUUAUAUUGAAAAUGAAAAUAUGUCACUUUCAGGAUGAAAAUUCUGUCUACUAUUCGAAAUCAAUGUUUAGAACAGAUUACACUGUCACACAUGGUAUUCAUUGAAUUUAACUGCUUUUAUGGAAGUGGAAAACCUGUAAGUCAACUGACUUGAAAAAUCGUCUGUGCUAUGCAGCAGCUUGGUCUCAGCCAAAGACAUUUGGACAAUGUCAACAAAGUAAUUAAAGUUUUAAUACAGUAAAUACAAACAAAGCAGUGGUAUGAACAAAAAUUUUAUUUUUAUUUUCCAAUGGUGAAAUGCUGCUCAGUGUGAAAUUCACAUUGAGUAAUGAAUGAUGCACAACUAUUGGGACUUCCCUAACUUAUUUACAUAUGAGUCUCUUAAUUUUUUGUACACAUAGAUUUGGCAGCCCUUGAAUUCUUUAGAACAAAAAGAAGAAAUACACAUUUUAGUUUCAAAAGUGUUUACAUUUUGUGAAAUCAUGAUUGAGUGAGAAAAUUGAUUAAAUGGCUGAAAAAUAGUUCUUUUAGAUACCAAACUGUAACACUGGCAUUUAGGUGCCAAGGUCCUAAGAAGAGGUACAUGAUUCAGAAAUAAUGGAACUAUGUAUCAACCAAAUAAUGUAUUUCCAUUAUUUAUCUAGAAAUUAGUUUUCUUUUAGAAAGGACGGUUUUGAAAUUGGAAAAUACAAUGCUACAGAACACGUAACAGAAUGCAAAAUUUCAAAUUUAUUUAAUCGCCUUAUUAUUGCCCCUUCCCAUGUUGCUUGUUCUCUCACCCAGUUUUUUUUUUUAGCUAGCCUGUAUUAUUUCUUUCUAAAAAUGAAGCCUGUGAAACCCAUGUUCUCAGGGAGCAUAAUCACCAAACAUCCAAUUUAUAUAUAAGUUCUGCAGAUAGUAAUGAGACAUACAUCCUAAAGCUGUUACCUGCUCUCUUGUUAGAUAACCAAAAUAUCAGACAGAGUUCUAAAAGAUAUUGAUACAGUAUAAAGCUCCAAAAUAAACUCAUCUUGAAAUUUUAGUUUAUAUUUUAUACUUGUAACCCUUAAGCUCCAUGGAACUGAACAGAAAUAUUUUCUUAAGUUUUAGCAUAUAUGCAUUUUGCCAACCCUAGUGUCUGGAGAGCACAGAUUGUUGCUUUUAUAUAUAUUUACGAAUACAGCUGACCUGAAUCACCUUAUAAUCAGUGGGUUUUUUGCAUAUACAUUCAUCUGCUGAAUCAGAGUGGAAACAGUGAAGGAUACAAAGUUUUCCUUUAUUUUCUUCCAUCUGUAUUUAGUACAGUAAUAAGAAAAUAUCAGAUAAUCAAAACUCUUAUCUGGUGUCAGUAGAUGCUUUUGGCUUGUUCAUGCCAUCAUUAGCAGGUUUAUAUAUACUGUAGACCAGCUGUGGUAUUUCAGAUACUCAUUCAUAUAUAAAAGAACAAUUCUUUAGCUGGCUGCAGUAUCGUAUAUGAUGCAUUUUACUUUGUAAUUUGAUUUAAUUUUAAAUUUAUAUACUUAAAGAAUGUAAGUUAAUUCUUAUUUCUAGUUUGUUUGGGUUUUUUUGAAAAAAACAAUCAACUCCAACAUUUUGACUACUGGACGGAUUACACAGCCACAGUAUUUCUGUUAUCCAAGUUGUUUUUUAUAUUACAUAUGGAAAAAAAAAUAGGAUAUCUACAACGGUUACUCUCUGUGUUUCAUUAAAAUGCAAUUAUCAAAAAAAACGGUGCUAUUACUAUAAACCAUAAAGUAUUAACUAAGACUAUUAAAAAUGUAAUGUUCACAUUAAUUUUUCUCCAAUUUUUAUUUUGUGUCUUAUAACAUUGCUUGAACAUUUCCCCUCUUCAUGUUGAGGUAACUGGUGGUGUAACACCCAGCAGAUCUGUUUUGUGGCUGAUUUUCUCACUAAAAAAUGAGAUUGGAAAAAAUAAGAUUAUUAUUCCACAUAUGUGAAUAUAAUAGCUGUAAUAUCAAAUUGUUGUUUUACACCUCAUUCUGUAUGAUGGGAAUUCUAGAUACAUAAACUGUAAAAGCAGGAAGAGGCAUAAGGAAGUGAAACAUACUGCUUGAUUCUUUACAGCUAGUGACCGUAAAAACUUUCUCCCAGGCCUGUGACAAAAGGCAAAAUCAAAUUGGAUAAAUGAGGAUUUUGUACUGAUUAAAUUAGUAAACCUUAUGAAAAAAAUAUUAUGUCCUUGCUUUCUUAUGAGAGAAAGAACACAAUCCAGAAGUGUGCUGAAUGCUUCUAUAACAGACUUGCAGGAUAAUGCCUACUGUAUAUAACUUAUCUGUAAUAUCAGCUAUAAAACAACUGUGGAUUGAUUUGCUUCUAUAAAUUAUUAACCUGCUUGUGACCCUUUUUUUCAGUGGCCACACUCUUUUUUAGAAACAGGCAGAUGAACAUUUAAUCAUGUACCUGCUCUCAAUUUUUUGAUGAUUUGCCCAUUGCUUCUUAGCAGAAUGACAUCUCACUGUAGCUAAAGGAUACAGCUACAUGAUACUGGGAUGAAGAAAGCUCAGUUGAAUAUUUCUGUGACUAGGUAACAGAACAAAAAUUUUAUUAAAUCUUUAAAAAUAAGUCAUAGCAUUUGCAUUAGUCAUCACCAAAAAAACCCCUCUUAUUAAACAUUUUAGAAUGCAUUGCACAGAAUAUGAAUUUAUCUAAAGGGUCAUCUAAAAGAAAGAGAACCUUCUCAUUUAGUCUAAUUUUAUUUGCAUUCCCAUUUGAAUGGAGCUGAAUAAUUUCUUCUUUAUACCAAUAAACAGAAGGAUCAGCAAGACAUACUUUUACUGCAUGGACCAAACUGACUGAUUUCAUAUCUCAUUGCUUAAACUAGUAUUAAAUUAAGACAAAAAGUUUCCCUACAUAUAUAUAUAUAUAUAAAGCCAGAGUUCUUAGUGUUGUGUCAGGUAUAUGCCAUAGUCAAAGUGAAUAUCUUUAUGAGGGUGAGACGGUGGGGAGAGAGGGGAGAGGUUUAGUAAGAAUCAACAUGACUACACCAGUUAAACUUUAUGAAAAUGACAAUAUAUUAAAAAAUCAUUUGAGAAUGGCUAAAACCCCCAACAAGUUAAGCAAAGGCUGUGUUAUGUGAACCACAAAGCACUUAAAAGGAGCUAGAGCCCUUUCUAUAGGCUCUAUCAUGUGAGCAAUCUCAUAAGGAUUCUUGUGUAUUUAUAAAACUUUUGAAGUACAACAAAAUGGUGCUUUGUUGAAAUAGUUCAUAUCUACUUAAAACUGGAUUUCUGAAACUGAAGAUGUGAUUGAUUUUGCCAAACAGAACUGUAGCUGAAAUACAGACUUAAAAAAAAAGGGAAGAGAUAAUGACUAUAUGCAGUGUUAACAUAUAAAAUGGUAAGA
This is a messenger RNA of Pseudopipra pipra, 5915 nucleotides long. RefSeq names its product integrin subunit beta like 1 (gene ITGBL1). NCBI's taxonomy places the organism in Eukaryota, Metazoa, Chordata, Aves, Passeriformes, Pipridae. The coding region runs from base 145 to 1698 and encodes 517 amino acids. Gene Ontology annotation, cellular component: focal adhesion; cell surface; integrin complex. Gene Ontology annotation, biological process: cell adhesion mediated by integrin; integrin-mediated signaling pathway; cell migration. Gene Ontology annotation, molecular function: integrin binding. The record is from RefSeq and is a predicted model, not a curated record. The transcript has 11 exons.